Molecule: messenger RNA, 750 nt
Organism: Aspergillus campestris IBT 28561
Lineage: Eukaryota; Fungi; Ascomycota; Eurotiomycetes; Eurotiales; Aspergillaceae
Product: hydrophobin family protein
Exons: 2
Coding region: 92-484 (130 amino acids)
Cellular component (GO): fungal-type cell wall
Molecular function (GO): structural constituent of cell wall
Source: RefSeq, a predicted model, not a curated record
AUCAUCCAUCCAAGCCUAUCAAUCUCCAUUCUCUCCUACAACACCAAUCAACUUUUCUCGAGUCUCUCGUCUCCAGUCCACCUCAGCCAAAAUGAAGUUCUUCGCCGUCGCUGCUCUCUUCGCCGCCACUGCCCUGGCCGGCCAGCCUCCCGCUUUCUACCACAAGGGCCAGCCCGUCAGCCUGGAGCAGGCCCAGAACGCCUGUGGUAAUGGCGCGAAGCCCUCGUGCUGCAACAGCAAGAAGGCCGAACUGUCCAAGGACCAGACCGGCGGCGGCCUGCUGGAUCUCCUCUCCCAGGGUCUCAGCGAUGGCCUUGGCAGCUACGAAGGCUGCUCUUCGCUGGCUAAUGUCCUGGCCGGCGGUAAAUCUUGCCAGAGCCUCCCUACCUGCUGCGAUGGCAACCAAAACGAUCAACACGGCAGCCUCCUCGCUCUCAACGCCGCGAACUGCGUCCAGAUCCCCAUCAACAACCUUCUGGGCUAAGCGCUGUCUUCCAGAACCCUGUGGAAAAAAGUUUUCUGGGACAGUUGUGAAUAUAGUACGCGAUGUACAGUGGGGGUCCUCCGUGUGAGAAAGGCUCCUCGAGUUGUUAUGUUUCUAUUUCGCAUGCCAUCGGAUCGAACUGCCUGGUUCAACGAUUCAAAGGCCAUUUGCAUUGUUUUCUAUUCGCUCGUUUAUGUACCACGCGCCGGCCUAGCUGGUUUAGCUUGAAUAUGUUGGAGCAAUAGAUUUUGUUACAAUCCCUGAAC